UGGCCCCGAUCCGGACACCGAAAGGGGCAUAUAUACUAGACGAGGAUCGGGUGCCGCCUGUCCAGUAAGUGUUAAUCCCGCGAAAGGGAUCGAUCGUCUACCGUGAAUAUUGUGUUGUGUGCAUCAAGGAUGGUGCCACCGCGCCGUUUGCUCUUUACGCUGGGGUGCUGCCUGCUGCUGGCAGCAACUCCCACCCUUGCAGGACGUCCUGCCUGGAAGUGGCUUGCCGAACCGUCCGAUAUUACGCUUCCGUUCGAGCCGGAGGAACUGAGUGAUGUGUUGUCCAGUGCCUCAGGCCCAAACCGUCGAGCUGUCGAGCAAACGCUCGAUGAGUCGUACCGACUGCCCAACAGUACGUCCCCGGUACACUACCAUCUCUCGCUCCGUACGGCAAUCCACCAAAACAACCGUCAGUUCAGUGGCACCGUGCUGAUCCAGAUCGAAGUGCACGAACCGACGACGACCGUCACCUUGCUUAACCGUGCGCUCACGGUACAGCGGGCCUUUCUGCACGAGGUGGCCACCGGCGGUGUAGCGGGACCGCAGCUCGAACAAGUCGCACACGCGACCGACACCCGCACGGAACAUCUGACCCUAACGAUGUCCCAGCUGCUUCCGGCCGGUUCGCAAUACUAUCUGCGCAUCGAGUUCGAAGGCACGCUGCAGAACAACAACAAUAUGGGUUUCUUCGCCUCGUCCUACCUGGACAACAGCCAAACCCGUCGCUAUCUGGCGUCGAGCAAAUUCGAACCAACGCACGCCCGUUCCGCGUUCCCGUGCUACGACGAGCCGCUGCUGAAGGCCACGUUCGAGCUGGAGCUGACCCACUCGAAGGAUUAUAGUGCGGUGGCAAACAUGCCGGCGGCCGGCGCACCCGUACCCGAUCCGGACAAUGCGGAUUACGUGACGAGUCGGUUUGAAAAAUCGCCCAAAAUGUCCACCUAUCUGCUGGCGUUCGCUGUGAGCGAUUUUUCGAUUCGUACGGCCGACCGGCAGACGGUUUACGCGCGGCCGAACGUUUUCGACGAGACGGCAUUCCCGCUCGAGGCGGGCAAUCGCAUCCUGGAUGCGCUCAGCGAUUAUAUGGACAUUUCGUACUACGACUACAUGCCCAAGAUGACGCAAAUUGCGAUUCCCGACCGUGGUACGGGAGCGAUGGAAAAUUGGGGCCUCGUAGCGUAUGGCGAGCCUGUCCUGCUGUUCAAUCCGGCCAUAAACUCCUAUCGCAACAAAAAGAGCGUUACGACGAUCAUCGCCCACGAGUACGCUCACCAGUGGUUCGGAAAUUUGGUCAGCCCGCACUGGUGGGAGUACAUCUGGCUGAACGAGGGCUUUGCCACGCUGUACGAGUACUAUGCCGCCCAGCUAGCCUACCCAGAGGGCAACUACUGGGACCUCUUCACGGUGGAGGUGAUCCAGAACGCGUUCAGUGCCGACGCAAGCGAAACGAUCCGUCCGAUGAACUGGAAUGCGGCGUCGCCCAGUGAAAUUGCCGCCCUGUUCGAUACGGUCGCUUACGACAAGUCGGGCAGCGUCCUGAACAUGUUCCGUACCGCGCUCGGGGAUGACGUUUGGCGCUACGGCCUGAAGACGUACAUGUCCGCCCGGCAGCUGGACGGUGCGACAGCAGAACAUCUGUACUCCGGACUGCAGGAAGCUCUCGCGGCGAAUGCACCCUCCCUGCUGCCGGCCGGUGUUACCGUCCGGCAGCUAAUGGACACGUGGACGUCCGAGCCUGGCUUCCCGGUGCUGAACGUUUACCGUACGUACGGGGACGAUAAGCAGGAAGCGAUCCUCUCGCAGGAACGAUUCCUGUCCAACAAAAAGCUCCCAAACACGCACGUGUACCUCGUUCCGUACGAUUUUACCACCGGAAGCCAGCCCAACUUCAACCCUACUCCCGAAGGAUACGCUUGGCUUUCGUCGAAGGCGCAAAAAAUCUCGAUCAAUGCACCAAACGACCAGUGGGUCAUCUUUAACCGCCAGCAAAACGGGUACUACCGCGUAAACUACGAUGCACACAACUGGGAUCUUCUGAUCGAGGCGUUGCAUGCUAACCCGACGCAGAUCCAUCACCGCAACCGGGCACAGCUGGUAAACGAUGCCUACAAUCUGGCUCGUGCCGACCAGCUCGAUAUUUCCGUCCCACUUCGCCUGAUGGAGUAUCUGCGCAAGGAAACGGAAUACGCUCCGUGGACAGCGGCCGGUAGCGCUCUUACCUUCUUCAACAACAAGCUGCGCGGUACGGACCACUACGACCAUUUCCUAGUGUACGCCAACCGAAUCUUGCUCGACAUCUAUCCGACGCUGGCUGUCGAUAGUGUCGCUGCCGACGAAACGCUGCUCCAUCAAUAUCUCAAGCAGUUCAUCACGACCUGGGCCUGUCGCAUUGGGCACGGCGACUGUCUCACGAAGAUGAAGCAAGCGCUUACCGCAGCACACCAGGCCAGCGCUCCCGUGCAUCCGGACAUUGCCACCGCUGUCUACUGCAAUGGGUUAGCUAGCGGAUCGGACGAAGAAUUCGUUUGGGUGUACGAACAGUUUAAAAACUCUCGCAGCCAGGCACAGCGUACGGUGCUGAUCGAUGCGUUGGCCUGUUCGCGCAAUCCAGCCCAGCUGUCCGCGCUUCUCACGGUGGCCCUUGGCACUGGCAGUGAUUUCGAUGCAAUGCUCGCAUCCGAACGUACGCGCAUCGUGUCCGCUGUUUACGGCGCAAGCCGGGAAGGCGUUGAUGCGGUGAUCGAUUUCCUGAUGGUGUCCCCCGCACAGGUGACCGAAUUCGUACAGCGACUGGGACAGUCGGCACUCAACAGUGCCGUAUCGAACAUUGCUUCCCGCACCAACAAUCAGCAGGAGCUGGACCGGUUGAAUGCGCUGCUAAACAGCUUGGGAUCUAUGGUGCCCGAAUCGGUGGCCACUAGUGCCCGCAGUACGGUGCAGAAUAAUUUCAACUGGUUCACCAGUCUGGAGGGAUUGGUGGCGGUGGAGUACUUCCAAAAGGUGGCCACCACACCACAGGAAUUGUGAGAUGAAAUUUGUGAAAAAGGUUACAUUGUAAAGGGGGAAAAUUCCAUUGUUAAACAGUAUAUAAUGAGUUUAAACGAAUACAACAACCGACGUUUUUCGUCCAGCGAA
Messenger RNA from Anopheles stephensi (Asian malaria mosquito), 3135 nucleotides. Its product is annotated as aminopeptidase N-like. Gene Ontology annotation, molecular function: peptide binding; metalloaminopeptidase activity; zinc ion binding. Gene Ontology annotation, biological process: peptide catabolic process; proteolysis. The record is from RefSeq and is a predicted model, not a curated record. The transcript has 2 exons. Gene Ontology annotation, cellular component: cytoplasm. Lineage: Eukaryota; Metazoa; Arthropoda; Insecta; Diptera; Culicidae. The coding region runs from base 130 to 3027 and encodes 965 amino acids.